Molecule: messenger RNA, 3647 nt
Organism: Nothobranchius furzeri (turquoise killifish)
Lineage: Eukaryota; Metazoa; Chordata; Actinopteri; Cyprinodontiformes; Nothobranchiidae
Gene: sfswap
Product: splicing factor SWAP
Biological process (GO): RNA processing; mRNA 5'-splice site recognition
Molecular function (GO): RNA binding
Source: RefSeq, a predicted model, not a curated record
ACGUUUACGUAAUCUAACAUGGCGACCGUCAACCCGUAGAUUUACACAACGACAACAAGUUUUGACUAUCGAGCAUUUGGUGACUUGAAAACCACCACGUUAUACUUCUUAUUAAUAUAAUAUUUUUCCGAGUGUUUGAGAUGUAUCGCCGCGGAGCAAAGAAAGACCACAACAUCAAACCCGUGAAAAAGGACUUGAGUGACAGCGAUAAGUACGCGGACCUCUUGGUUUUCGGCUAUGCCUGCAAACUGUUCCGAGAGGACGAAAAGGCUGUUUACCACGAUCGUGGAAAACAUCUUAUACCAUGGAUGGGGGACAAGAGCAUCAUGAUUGAUAGAUAUGAUGGACGGGGUCACUUACAUGACCUUUCAGAGUAUGACAGCGGGUCAUGGAAUACGUCCUACCAGCUGUCUGAGGAAGAGGCAAGGAUUGAGGCGCUGUGCGAUGAGGAGAGGUACCUGGCUCUGCACACCGACCUGCUGGAGGAGGAGGCUAGACAAGAGGAGGAGUACAAACGUCUAAGCGAGGCUUUGGCUGAUGAAGGCACUUACAACGCAGUGGCCUUCAAAUACAGCGCCGACUACUAUGAUCCUUCACAGCCCACAGAGGAGGAGGACGCCAACAAGGAGCAGGAGGAGGGAGAGCCGGGGGGAAGUGAAGAACCAUUCGUUGCUCCCGCAGGACUUGCCAUCCCACCUGAUGUGGAACUACCUGCCACUGUCAAGACCCACAACAUCAUUGAGAGGACAGCCAAAUUUGUGCGUCAGCAGGGGGCUCAGUUUGAAAUAGUGCUAAAAGCAAAGCAAGCCGGGAACUCCCAGUUUGACUUUCUCCGUUUUGACCAUUACUUAAACCCAUAUUACAAACACAUCCUGCGGGCCAUGAAGGAAGGUCGAUACAACCUUGGUUCUGUCAACAAACAAGAGCUGUCACAGGAAACAGAUUCAGAAGAUUCUGAUGAUGAUGGAGAUGGUAACUACCUUCAUCCAAGUCUGUUCGCCCCUAAAAAGUGCUCUCGCCUGGAAGAGAUUACUAAGCCAUUAAAGGUUAUGGACCCCGAUCAUCCCCUAGCUGCAAUUGUACUAAAAGCCCAACAAGAAAGAAACGGCACAGCAGCAGCGGCUGCUGCACCAGCAGCACCAGCUACAAAUCCUGAAGAGCCUGUAUCCACGACGACAGUUCAGUACUCAGCUGACCCAGUGUACUAUGGAUACUACAUGCUUCCAGAUGGAUCGUACUGCUUAGCUCCUCCUCCACCAGGUGUGGAUGCCACCUCGUACUACAACAGUGUAACUUCAGCUGUCAUCUCGACGCCAGCCUCUUCUGAAGCUCAGCCCAACGUUGGGACGACUCCCACACCUGCCGAAACUGUCACUGCGGCGCCGCCAACCUCUACCGCCUCGCAGGUUUCCAGCUCUGCUGCACCUGUGAACAUACAGGAAGCCAGCUCAAAAGUAGAAGCUCCAGUUUCUACACCUGCACCACCAGCCAUCAUUCCUCCACCCCCUGACAUCCAGCCAGUCAUAGACAAGUUGGCUGAGUAUGCUGCAAGAAAUGGUUCGAAGUUUGAGGCUAGCGUCCGUGCGAAAAAUGAUCCUCGGUUUGAGUUUCUGCAGUCUUGGAAUCAGUACAACACAUACUAUGAGUUUAAGAAGAAUUACUUCAUGCAAAAGGAAGGAAAGAUGCUAACAAAGGCUGGGACAGUAGAUGAUAACGAUGAUGGCGACCUUCAAACAGACAGCUCUGACAAAGAGUCCAAGCUAGCAAAAGGCUCUUUUGCCCCCAUCUCUUUUGCCAUCAAGCCAAAGGAAAACGACUUGCUGCCUCUGGAAAAGAACAGAGUCCGACUGGAUGAUGACUCAGAUGAGGACAAGUUAUUGGGAGAUGAGGGGCUGGAAGCUGUCCUUGGUGGAGCCGUAAUUAUUGACAGGGAGCCUCCUCCAAUCAUCAUACCUGAUGAGAAGAAGCCCAUGCUCAGUUUGGAAGAGCUGGAAGCAAAACAAGCCAAGCAGAAGCUGGAGGACCGUCUAGCAGCUGCAGCCCGAGAGAAGCUUGCCCAAGCUGCCAAAGAGUCCAAGGAGAAACAGCUACAGGCAGAGAGGAAGAGGAAGGCAGCGCUGUUUCUGCAGACCCUUCGCAGCCCAGUCCCUGGGGAGCCUGAGGCCAAGAGAGCAGAGCUAGAGUCUUAUUCUCAGCUUGAGCUGGAGGAAGUCUACUCUGCUCUCGUAGAAUCUAGACCUCCUCACGUGUAUCAUCCACCACCCGCGUUUCUUCAGGAGCAAAGAUCUGCUCUGGAAAACCAUGGAUCAAACCGCAAGAGGGAAACGGCAAUUCACUCAUCUUCCUCAGCAUCUUACAAGACAUCUAAAGGCUCAGACAGGAGCAGAGACAGAGACCGGCACAGAGAGAGGGACAGACAGAGAGACAGAGACCGGGGGAAGGAAAAAGAGAAGAAGAAGAAAAAACACAAGAGAAGGUCAAGAUCACGGUCUAGAUCGAAAUCACGGAGCGGACACUCCCUUCCCAGUGCCUACAAAAGAUCUCGCAGAUCCCGAUCCCAUUCUCGCUCCCCAGGGAGGAGGGACAGGAGGGGCCCUUCUUCAGAAAAGAGACUUCCCAGCAGCAGCUCUAGCAUGCCCAGGGGUCGUAAACGAUCCAGAUCUCCUGCUGAGCACAAGAGGCACUCGUUGUCCAGACUCGUGCAGACCGCAGGCUCUUCUGUCUCCCCAUAUUCCUCGCCCAGAGUUUUGUCUCCGUCUGCGAGUCCUGCAUCCAGCCUGGGCCGCUCUAGGGGUGGUUCUCGGGAGAAAGACAGUGCAGUGUCUUCUUCUAUAGUGUCCUCUGUGCAGUCCAAAAUAACUCAGGAUCUGAUGGCCAAAGUACGAGCCAUGCUUGCCACCUCCAAAACCUUCCAGCCUCCCACUUCCUAAAGACGGUGUUGCUUUUUUGUAGCCAUGACAACCUCUGCUGGUCAAAGACCGCUGUUCUCCAAUUUCCUGGAGAUUUAUCUGGCCCACAUUCAUGUUUAUCAACUGCAUCUCUAUCUGAUUUAUUGUUUGAUUUUCCCACGAGCAUCGGCAGACUCGGCUCUUCUGCAGUGCACCUCCUGCAGUCUGGAGCGACCUGAGUGAGCCGGAGCGGCGCUGUAGUGUGGGGUUUCACGCCUGACUGGAGCAGACAGCUCAUUUGCUGGAAGAUUUAGUCACAGUUGAGACUUAAAUUUUUUAAUUAAAUUUUUUUUUUUUUGGGUGCAGCGAGAAACAGUUGAGAAAAUCCACAUUUGUUUUCUAUUUUGCAUCCUGUUUUAUGAUAAACUCGUAAAGAUGUCAGUCAUUUUUGCAGCCUUACCUUGAGCUGCAGUGAAUUAUCUCCUUCUGUGAAGGUUUAUGUUUGGAUCAUCUGUUUCUUCCUGUCUUCUCUGCUACUGUUUCUCCCCCCAGAUUUUUCAUUCUCUCCAUCAUUUUAUUAUUCUACUAAAAGAGGAUUUAGUUUUUAUCCUGUGCCUCAGUUGUAGAGUGGCCUUCUCUUCCUGAAGUUUCAUGCAGAACAAAUUUGUAAGCAGUCAAAGUUUCAGUCAUGGUUCAUCUAAGCAUUUUCUUAAAAAUGUAAACAAAUAAACAGUUUGUACUGUAAAUACAUGAAAAGUA